AUGAACAUCGAUUCAUUCGAACAGCUUACAACCCGAAUCGGGCGUUUGCGAUUAAAAAAAAGUGCAUCAAUUCCGGCUUUAACACCCUUGGUCGUUCACGUGUCGAUAUCAAACUAUGACGAAGAAGAAGUCGAAGCGUUCUAUAUGGACUUGGAGAAGUUCUACAGAGAAGACCACACAUACCCCAAGGUCAUAAUUGGAGAUUUCGACGGCAAGAUUGCACCAAGAAGAACGUCUGAUGGUCACAUUGGGACCCAGGAAUUAGAGUGGAACGAACAGGGUGAGCGGCUGUCUGAGUUUAUCAUGGAGACCAAGACAAUCCAUGGUAACUCGGAAUUCCAGAAGCUCCACGCUCAACGUUGGACGUGA
Angiostrongylus costaricensis is the source of this 369-nucleotide messenger RNA. Lineage: Eukaryota; Metazoa; Nematoda; Chromadorea; Rhabditida; Metastrongylidae. The record is from the annotation of a GenBank genome assembly.